AUUGCUUUACUUGGCUAGCUAGGAGUUUUAUUCAACAUCAAAUGACAGUCAUGGCUACUCUAAAAUUUCUUUCGGUUUUGGUUCUUGUUUUUCUUGUCUUAGACGUAAGUAAUGGUCAAGGUCUGAAACUGGGUUUCUACCAAAAGACAUGUCCAAAUGCUGAGUCUAUUAUUUACAAGACGACUGCUUCGUACGUUUCUUUUAAUCCUACACUCCCUGCCGCAUUAUUGAGAUUGCAUUUCCAUGAUUGUUUCGUCAGGGGUUGUGAUGGUUCAGUGUUAAUAAAUUCUACAAGCACAAAUCAAACUGAGAAAGCAGCGAUUCCUAAUUUAACUGCUAGAGGUUUCAACGUUAUUGAUGCUGCAAAGGCUGCAGUAGAAAAAGUGUGCCCUGGAGUUGUUUCAUGUGCGGACAUUCUAUCAUUGGUUGCAAGAGAUUCAGUAGCUGUGAUUAAAGGACCAUGGUGGAAUGUACCCACCGGACGAAGAGAUGGUAGAGUUUCGAUUAUGACAGAUGCUUUUACACUACCAGCACCAUUCUUCAAUUCUACUCAAUUGAUAGCAUCAUUUGCAUCAAAGGGGUUGAAUGCAAAAGACCUUGCAGUCUUAUCAGGUGCACACACAAUUGGUGUUGCCGCUUGCGCCUCAUUUGCAACAAGGUUGUACAACUUCACGGGCAAAGGAGAUUCAGACCCGACAUUGGACAGCGAGUAUGUACCACGACUAAAGAGCAAGUGCAAGCCAAACGAUUUAGUGCAUACAGCCGAGAUGGAUCCAGGAAGUUUCAAAACAUUUGACUCGAGUUACUAUAAGCUUGUAAGUAAAAGAAGGGGAUUAUUUGCAUCUGAUGCAACUCUUCUUGACGACCCAGUGACUAAGGCUUAUGUUAAGAGUCAAGCAAGAAACCAUGGAGCAACUUUCUUCAAGGAUUUUGCUGUGUCUAUGGAGAAAAUGAAUGCGAUUGAAGUUCUCACUGGUAAUGCUGGUGAAAUCAGAAAACAUUGCGCUCUUAUUAACUAAGAACAUCAUUGUUUUCGGGUGAUGUACUUCAUGGAUCUUUUUGAGUACCACUUGUAAUUGCUUUAAUUUCAAAUUUCUAAUGCAUCAUUUUGCUUUCUUUUAAUAUUCUAGUGUAUGUUGCUCAAUGUGCUAAGUUCACGGCUUAUGUCUA
Papaver somniferum (opium poppy) is the source of this 1170-nucleotide messenger RNA. Its product is annotated as peroxidase 27-like. NCBI's taxonomy places the organism in Eukaryota, Viridiplantae, Streptophyta, Magnoliopsida, Ranunculales, Papaveraceae. Gene Ontology annotation, biological process: hydrogen peroxide catabolic process; response to oxidative stress. The transcript has 4 exons. Gene Ontology annotation, molecular function: heme binding; peroxidase activity. Bases 42 to 1019 code for a protein of 325 amino acids. The record is from RefSeq and is a predicted model, not a curated record. Gene Ontology annotation, cellular component: plasmodesma; plant-type cell wall.